Molecule: messenger RNA, 1959 nt
Organism: Penicillium alfredii
Lineage: Eukaryota; Fungi; Ascomycota; Eurotiomycetes; Eurotiales; Aspergillaceae
Gene: rpdA
Product: histone deacetylase RPD3
Exons: 4
Coding region: 1-1959 (652 amino acids)
Molecular function (GO): histone deacetylase activity
Source: RefSeq, a predicted model, not a curated record
AUGGCUGUUGAGCCUAUAUCGAAUGGCUUCGGGGCCAAGGACAAGAAGGUCGCCUACUUCUACGACUCCGAUGUGGGCAAUUAUGCCUAUGUCUCCGGCCACCCCAUGAAGCCUCAUCGCAUAAGAAUGACGCACAGCCUGGUUAUGAACUAUGGCCUCUACAAGAAGAUGGAGAUUUACCGUGCGAAACCGGCCUCCAAGUACGAGAUGACCCAAUUCCACACCGACGAGUACAUCGACUUUCUGUCCAAGGUUACCCCGGACAACAUGGAUCAGUUCUCGAAGGAGCAAAGUCGAUACAAUGUGGGUGAUGACUGUCCCGUGUUCGACGGUCUCUUCGAGUUCUGCGGAAUCAGCGCCGGCGGCAGCAUGGAAGGCGCCGCACGCCUGAACCGCAGCAAGUGCGAUGUUGCCGUCAACUGGGCUGGUGGGCUGCACCACGCGAAGAAGAGCGAGGCCAGUGGUUUCUGCUACGUGAAUGACAUCGUUCUUGGAAUUCUGGAGCUUCUGCGCUUCAAGCAGCGAGUUCUAUAUGUGGAUAUCGAUGUCCACCAUGGUGACGGUGUCGAGGAAGCUUUUUACACUACGGAUCGUGUCAUGACUGUUUCUUUUCACAAGUACGGCGAGUACUUCCCCGGAACUGGCGAGCUUCGUGACAUCGGGGUUGGCUCAGGCAAAUACUAUGCUGUCAACUUCCCUCUGCGUGAUGGUAUCAACGAUCUCUCGUACAAAAGCAUCUUUGAGCCUGUGAUCAAGAGCGUGAUGGAGUGGUACCGGCCGGAGGCAGUUGUCCUUCAGUGUGGUGGAGACAGUUUAUCGGGCGAUCGUCUCGGUUGCUUCAACCUUAGCAUGCGAGGACAUGCCAAUUGUGUCAACUUCAUCAAGAGCUUUGACCUGCCAACCUUGAUUCUCGGUGGUGGUGGUUACACCAUGCGCAACGUUGCGCGCACCUGGGCGUUUGAGACUGGCAUCUUGGUCGGAGAAGGUCUGGAGUCGGAGCUGCCCUACAACGACUACUACGAGUACUUUGCCCCCGACUAUGAGCUUGAUGUUCGCCCCUCCAACAUGGACAACGCGAACACGAAGGAAUACCUGGACAAGAUUCGCAACCAGGUUGUGGAGAAUCUCAAGCGCACGGCGUUCGCUCCUUCGGUUCAGAUGACCGAUGUCCCGCGUAAUCCGCUUGUGGAUGGCAUGGACGAUGAAGCUGAUGAUGUGAUGGAUGACCUGGAUGAUGACGAGAACAAAGACAAGCGCUUCACCCAACGCCGCUUUGACCAGUACGUAGAAAAGCCUGGUGAACUCAGCGAGAGUGAGGACGAGGAGGAGAACGCCGCCAAUGGCGUCCGCCGACAGCCGAAUGCUAUCCGCCGCCGCAAUCAAGCCAAUUACCGAAACCUCGACGCAGCGGAUUCUGGUCUGGACAGUGGCAUGGCAACUCCGCAUGCGGCGUCGUCGGUUGGUGACAUGGAAAUGGAUACUGCGCUUGAUACCAGAAUGGCUGAUGUCCCACGAAAUGAACCUGACACUCGAGUUUCACCGUCUGCGGCUCCUCCUGCCACGCAUGCUGAAGCUUCCGCCGGCGACGAGGAUCAAAUGGUUGUCGAAAAUGAGGAAAGUCGCCCUUCUGCUGCCGCCUCUCACCAGCCUUCUCCUGCCCCGCAUGAUGAAGAUACCACCAUGGAGGAUGCAGCAGCUCCGGUUGUUGAACCCGAAUCCGCCCCGACUGAGCCUCAAGAGGAGAAGAAGCCGGUUGAGACAUCACCCGCGGGUGAAGAAACACCCAAGGCACCUCUGUCGCCACCUCGAGCCCAAACGCUUGCCAAAGAGCCCUCCGAGCCUGCCGCUGAGCAGGGCGGCGAGGCCCCGAAGCUCGAAGCUGCUCCUGUUGAGGAAUCAGAAGCACCCAAGCAGGCCACUCCAGAGCCUACCGAUAAGCCUACCAAGCAAGAGGAGUAA